Molecule: messenger RNA, 1960 nt
Organism: Panthera uncia (snow leopard)
Lineage: Eukaryota; Metazoa; Chordata; Mammalia; Carnivora; Felidae
Gene: NTAQ1
Product: N-terminal glutamine amidase 1
Exons: 7
Coding region: 329-937 (202 amino acids)
Cellular component (GO): cytosol; nucleus
Molecular function (GO): protein-N-terminal asparagine amidohydrolase activity; protein-N-terminal glutamine amidohydrolase activity
Source: RefSeq, a predicted model, not a curated record
AGAGGGAGACAGAGAAUCCGAAGCAGGCUUGAAGCUGUCAGCACAGAGCCCAAUGCAGGGCCCGAACCCACGAACAGUGAUCUCAUGACCUGAGCUAAAGUCAGACACUUAUCCAACUGAGCCACUCAGGAACCCCCAGGAGUCCAUGCUUCUUAGUUACUGCACUUUGUUUCUGUCUUACCUCUCACCUGAAUCCUGUUCUUGUCCCUAAUGCCCACUCAUUGUUUUAUGUAUUCAGUCAGUAAAUGUUUUUUAGGCAAUUGGAUCGUGUGAUGCACCAUUUUAGGCCCUUGGAAUACAGCGAUGAACAGAGUAGACAAAUUCCCUGAUGUUGGCUGAGUGCCUGCUGUGCCCCAGGGGUCCUUUCCUUCUGCCUGCUUCUCUGAUCUCAGCCCAUCACCGUGAAGAAAAUAUUUGGAAGCUUUGUGAAUACAUCAAAAACCAUGACCAGUAUCCUUUAGAAGAGUGCUACGCUGUCUUCAUAUCUAAUGAGAGGAAGAUGAUACCUAUCUGGAAACAACAAGCAAGACCUGGAGAUGGACCUGUGAUCUGGGAUUACCAUGUUGUCCUGCUUCAUGUCUCAAGUGGUGGACAGAGCUUCAUUUAUGAUCUUGACACUGUCCUGCCAUUUCCCUGUCCUUUUGACACUUAUGUGGAAGAUGCAUUUAAGUCUGAUGAGGACAUCCAUCCACAGUUUAGAAGGAAAUUUCGAGUGAUCCGUGCAGAUUCGUAUUUGAAGAACUUUGCUUCUGACCGAUCUCACAUGAAAGAUUCCAGUGGGAACUGGAGAGAACCUCCUCCAUCAUAUCCCUGCAUCGAAACUGGAGAUUCCAAAAUGAACCUGAAUGAUUUUAUCAGCAUGGAUCCUGAGGUAGGAUGGGGAGCUGUCUACUCCCUGUCUGAAUUUGUACAUCGGUUUGGCAGUCAGAACUACUGAAAGGGACAUCUGGAUGUAAACUAUGGAGAAAUUCUAGGACAUGAACAGUCCAGUCCAUCUCUUCAUUUGGGACAGCAAACACUAUGGUACAUUUGGCUUGGAAUUAUAUUUUCUUCUUUUAAUUCAGUUGAGUUGAAACAUGAAUGAACAAAAAAAUUAAUAAAAAUAAUUUUUUUGAGGGGUGCCUGGGUGGCUCAGUUGGUUAAGCUUCUGACUUUGGCUUAGGUCGUGAUCUCAUGGUUCGUGAGUUUGAGCCCCGCGUCGGGCUCUGUGCUGACAGCUCAGACCCUGGAGCCUGCUUUGGAUUCUGUGUCUCCCUCUCUCUCUCUGCCUCCCCUCCCCCACUCAUGCUUUUUCUCUCUCUCUCUCUCUUUCUCUCUCUCUCUCAAAAAUAAAUAAACAUUAAAAAAACUUUUAAAAAUAAUAAUUUUUUUGAUAUGUCAGAUUGCAACUUGAUGCAGUGUCUAUUUGCUAAGAAAUUCCAAUGCUCAUUUGUUAAAACAUGUGACGACUCAUGCCAGUCAUUCCUUCUGUUAUGAUAUAGAUGCGUGUAUUUCAUGUCUGUUUCGGAUGUUUCCUUCCUCUCCCAUUGCCCUGUCAGCUCCUUGAGGGCAGGGCGGUGGCUCAUUGCUCUAUGAACCUCUAAUGCCCCCAGCAGGUGCCCAUAAAAUGUUUGCUGGUGAUUGUGCUGCUGCUUGAAGAGGGCUGAUACUGUGAGCUGAAUCAGCAAUAAGUAUUAGUCUUUUUGGACUACGAUGUUCUUCAGAAAAGACUGCAGCCCUCUCAGGCUUGAGUGUUACUUGGCCUAUUUAUACAUGUUUUUAAAUAAAAUUGAUUUAAAAGUAAUUUUGUUUUGAAGAUUUUGUGUUGAUGAUCUGAGAUAACCAAGAGUGUCUCACUUGUAGAUGGGGACCAUUGCUUUAAAAUACAUGCAUCAAUCUCCCUUCUUGAAGAUGUUUUGGAAAUUUGGCUUUCAUCGUAUAAUUCCACAUAAAAGAUGUUUGGCAUUAAACUGGCAUGGCA